Pelagomonas calceolata is the source of this 2268-nucleotide messenger RNA. The record is from the annotation of a GenBank genome assembly. NCBI's taxonomy places the organism in Eukaryota, Pelagophyceae, Pelagomonadales, Pelagomonadaceae.
AUGCCGCGCCCAAGACGAAGAAGACAAUGGGCCCUCCUCGCCCUGGCCACCGCAGCGACGGCAUCAUUACCGCCGCUGCCGAAGGACCAGCCGCCAAACGUCAAAUCGGACACCGCGGACCUGACGGUGCUACAAGACAGUGAUGAAGUGGAGGUCUUCGACAGCGUCGACAUCGACGAUAUGGGCAGAGGCUUGUACCCGGCCCUACCCUUCGCGGAGACGAGUGAUGAUGAUAAGUCCGUGACGAUCUACCGGCCGCGGAAGGACGCGCAAGUCCCUACAAAUUGGACCGUCGACGCCCUCGAGGAAUUAGUUACAAGGACGCCGUUUCUAUCCUCGGAGGGCACGGUGGUCUUCACCGGUAAACUCUUAUCUGAUGUGGUCAGCGACGAGACCAAUUGCCCGCAGGGCAUCAUCUGCGCGGCUCAAGAUGAUAACUCGAAGGCACUCAUUGAGCGGCGGACCUGGACUUUGGAAGCGUUAGACCGAGCAUCAGGGGAGCUGCUCUGGCGGGCCACGGCGUCGCGAUUGGGCGACCAGGUGGGCACGAACACGAGUGCAGCGGUCACGAAACCACGCAAACAGUUCUUUGCGACGGUCACCGAGACGGCUGCGGCGGUGGCCGCCUGCACGCUCGCGGCCAUGUCCAACGAUGCGACGGCGUUGGUACCGUUAAACGCGCAACCGGCCAUCUUCUGCCCGCCACCAUCUAGAUUCUUCUCGCUGACGGCGGUACUCAUGCUCCUGAGUGCGGCCGUCGCCAUGUCUUAUGGUUUGAGCUAUGCGCGCAAGAACACUGUGCAACGCGUGCCGCGCAUCGUCGCCGACAAGCGAGGCAGCGGCUUCUUCGGCACUAAAAGAGUAGAUGUUCACCAAAAGCCCGCGGAGGACCGUUUACAGCUUGCGCAGGAGAUAGCCGCGUUACAAAGAGCGGACCACGCCGCGGUUUUGAGAUUUUACGCGUGCGACGUCCUGCCGUGCGGUGUCGCGCAGAUCGCCGUCGAGGCGUCCCUGUGUACUCUACAAGAGGCACUCUCAUCACAUAAAUGCCAAGGCCUGCCAUCCGAACUCCAACUGUCCUUGAGAUCAAUAGCGGAGGCUUUGUCAUGGCUGCGAGACGCUCUGCCCGAUUCGAAACGGCGGUGGCGCGCCACGCCGGACCGGAUCGUGCUCGUGCCCCGUAGUACAAGUGGUAGUUUGUGGGCGGCUCAUGAAUUGAAACUGGUGCCGCGCGACGGCGAUAACAAGGGCGACGACGUCUCUGACUUGAGGACGCUUACACUACAGUGUGCCGGUGAGAGUGACGACGCGCGGUGCCUGGAGAUGCGGGAGCUAGUAUCAUGCGCGACGCCGCUGGCGUGGGCGCGGCACCCGGCGCUCUGGGAUGAAAGUAGGCGGGUCGCGUUUUUAUUGGACGCGAGCGACUACGCCGAGGAGACGUCGGAGGCGGACGCCUUGCGGGCGGCGAUCGACGCCUCUCAGGGUUUUGACGACUGGCGGGCGGCGUUCUCUAGUGAUUUCCUGCGGCACGCCGAGGCGCGGCGGACGUACGACGGUCAUUCAGUUAGAGCGCUGCUGCGGAUGCUGCGGAACCAGAGCCACCACAUCCACACGUCGCCCUUCUCAGAACUGCGCACGCGCGAGGGCCUGCUCGCGUUCGUCUUGACUCGGUUCCCGUCGCUGCUGCUGCGCGUCUUUGAGGCGUGCCACGCGGCGCUGCCGGCGGCAGCGGACCUGCGGGCGUAUCUGGGCUACUUUGGGUCGCCGGCGCUCGCGGGCGCCCCGGUGGCGCCGGCGCUGGUCGCGGCGGCGGCUGAGGCGCCGACUGAGCGCACCGAGGCGCCCGCCCUGCUUGUGCCAGACGAGGCGCCGACGGCGGCGCCCUCGCGGCGCGGGAGUCCCGCGUCGGACGAGGACGACCUGAACGCGCGCCUCGGGACGCUGGCGGUCGCUGACUCGCCGCCGGCCGCGCAAAAAGGCGGCAGCCCGCGCGGCAUCCAGAGCCUCGACUCGACCGCGCCGCUCCCGACGGACUCGACGGCGCCGCUUCCGAAGGGCUACCGGACGCGGCUCUGCAAGCACUGGCUCGCGUCGGGCGGCAUGCACUGCCCCAUGACGGCUCGCGGCCUGCCGUGCAAGUUCGCGCACGGCGAGCACGAACUACGGCCGCCCGAGGAAGGCUUCGCGCCGCCGCCCGAGGCGAAGAAGCGGCGGCCGCGGCGAAAGUCGUCGUCGCCGCGGCCCGCCGCAGCGAAUAUCCCCUCUUGA